AUUGUUGGUCAAACCCUUUCCCCUCCCUUUUCCCCCUUUUCUCUCCUCAACCUCUUCUCAAUCUCCAGGUUAGGGUUUUUGGGAUCUGUAAUCAUUAACUUGUCGGGAUCUCAUCCUCAUAAAACCCUAAUCUUGGACCAACCGAUUUACGCCUUAUUCUUACGUUUCCCCAAUUUGCAGAUUUCCUACCUCUGGACCCCAAUCUCCUAUCUUCAUUGUUUCUACAAUCAAUUCAUCAGUUUGCUAAUGUAACUUAUUCUUAUCUACAUAUGAAUGUUUAUACGAGCGUAUUCCUAUUCCUAUUCCUGUAGUUAUACUGUUGUAUGUAACAAUUAUUUGUGAGAUAUGAAGCAUCCGAAGAAGAAGAAGAGGCCCAGACCUCCAAUUUCCAAGUCGAAGCAAACGGCUGGAUGUCAAAUUCCUACCCCUGGUCAGAUUGAUGGCCAUUCUGGGGGUUUGAAUGCUUUGACAGAAGGAAUUGCUUCUUUUUCCAUUGAGGAAGCGAUGGCCUUCUCAAACCGAGACGAUGCUGCUGCAGAUAUCGCUGGGAAUUUGACAGAGACGGCUUCCAGUUCGAGUGCUAAUCGCGACGAUGAUGCUGCAGAAAUUUUUGGGAAUUUGACAGAGACGGCAUCGAGCUCGAGUGGAAGCUCUGGUUUAUCGAAUUAUGAUGGUUAUGAUAGAAGGAUCGGAGGCAAGGUUACAAAAGGGAGUAGGGGGAACAAAGUGAUAGCUGCAACUGGAAUGGUGUCAACUGUGAUUGGGAAGGAUUAUGUGCCUACAUCUAACAGGAAAAGAGGGAUUUCUAAGUGGAAGGGAUCUGGUGAUGGAGCUGUGAGCCAUGAAGAUGCUGAACAGUUUUUGUGCUCGAUGCUUAGUGACGAUUGUGAACUGGGCAUGGAUUUGGUCAAGGACGUGCUCUGUCAGUCUGCUUAUGAUGUUGAAAAGGCCUUGGACAUACUGCUUGAAUUAACUGCUCCCCCAUCUGAACACUCCAAGAGUGGUGAAUAUCACAACUUAAAUGCAAGAAGUAAAGAUACUAGGUCUCUUCUAGAAUCAAGUAACAGUUUGACUGAUAGGACAUCUGACUUAGCUUCGUCAUCUGAAAGUGAUCUCCAGGGUAAUGUACCAUAUAUGGGCUGUAAUGACAGGAAUUAUUUUGAUGUUCUUGCUAAUUGUGGAACUCAACAUCCGUCUGUCCCGAAAACUCCCUCUGAACUGACUCAGGAUGUGUUAGAAUCUCUGUUCAAUACACGAAAGAGUUCAAAACACGAACCAGACAGCAUGAACUGGAGGAAUGUAGUAAAAAAGAUGGAGUCACUUGGACAGAUGUUUGACUGCCCUUCAGAUGAUACAGUGGAGAAGCAGCAUGUUCCUGCCAAAGGAGAUGAUUAUCAGACCUACAGGAAUACCGCCAGUCAGCACUGGGAUUCGAUGAAAUCCUGCUAUCACAAGGCUGCAACUGCAUAUGCAAAUGGAAAGCGGGAACAUGCAGCAUAUCUUUCCGAUCAGGGAAGGAUGUACAAUGAAAAGGCUCGACAAGCAGAUCAAAGGGCUAGCCAGGACAUAUUCAGUUCAAGGAACAAGAACAUUGAAAAUGUGAUAACCAUCGAUCUACAUGGACAACACGUGAAACAAGGGAUGAAGCUUUUAAAACUUCACCUCUUAUUUGGCGCAUAUGUUCGUUCUGUGCGGCUGUUCAGAGUUAUCACAGGAUGUGGGAGUCACGGACUUGGGAAGUCAAAGCUUAAACAGUCGGUUGUUAAUCUGUUAGAAACGGAAAACAUUGAAUGGAAGGAAGAAAAUAGAGGAACUCUGCUAAUCAAACUGAAUGGGCAGAGAGAGUUUAGCUUCUUGGACUCUGAUAGUGACACCGAGUAAUCGUUUUCUUGCUUCCAACGACCAUAUGGGAUUCUCCGUGUUGUAUGAUGAAGUAAGCUACGAGGUUAGAGUUGAUUCCUUGAGGAAAUCAUGUUAUUGUGACGGUUGUAAAUUAACCAAAGAUUAGUUUGCAUAGACUCAGGAUUAGUCGUAAAUUAUGCUAGUCCUUUUUUCAUCUUAACGAACAUUGUUUGUAUUUAUCUAUAACUUGAAGACAAGAAAAAUCUUUGUUACAGACUCUUUGUCGUAUUUUGGUCCUUGGGCCCCCUUUGGUAUGCAAAUGGAACAUGACUGGAUUGAA
Molecule: messenger RNA, 2182 nt
Organism: Cynara cardunculus var. scolymus (artichoke)
Lineage: Eukaryota; Viridiplantae; Streptophyta; Magnoliopsida; Asterales; Asteraceae
Product: SMR domain-containing protein At5g58720
Exons: 11
Coding region: 346-1881 (511 amino acids)
Source: RefSeq, a predicted model, not a curated record